Messenger RNA from Rhopilema esculentum, 4999 nucleotides. RefSeq names its product alpha-2Da adrenergic receptor-like. The record is from RefSeq and is a predicted model, not a curated record. Gene Ontology annotation, cellular component: plasma membrane. Lineage: Eukaryota; Metazoa; Cnidaria; Scyphozoa; Rhizostomeae; Rhizostomatidae. Gene Ontology annotation, biological process: G protein-coupled receptor signaling pathway. Gene Ontology annotation, molecular function: G protein-coupled receptor activity.
UGGAAAUGUACUUAAAGGCCGUUUGAACAACAUUGAUUCGUAGAUAGUAAGUAGCGUUAGCCCUUGGUGUUCAAAGUUCUAUGGGAUUGGAAUUGAAAUCGCAAGAUUUUCUUUCGACUUUCUAUAAAUGCGCGAAGAAGCUUGAGCACUGACUGUUGCUGGUGAAAUCUGGUCAUUCAACGCAAACAGAAACUAAUGUUGGCAGCAAAAAAUGGAGCUCGCAAGGCGAAACGGACAACCAAGACAGGGAAGGCCAAAUCCGAGGCAAAAUAUACCUGGGAACAGGAAAGGUGGUGCUAACGCUCGUUUUAGGGAUAUUCGCCCUUUAAAUCCCACUGCGAUAACAUCAAUCACUUUGCCGGUUGCCGUUCUCAUUGUUCUGGUAAAUAUAGCGGUAAUCUACGUGAUUCUGCGGAAGAAAUCUCUGCGCAGACUUCGGAACAUGCCUCUGGUAAGUCUUGCGUUUGCUGAUCUUACUGUGGGUAUCCUCCUUGGACCGCUUUUUGCUGCUACACAAUUGUCGACAGACAGAACACAACUGUGCUCCAUCUAUUUUGUUGCUGAGGUAUUUUGCUUUACAGCUUCGUUAAUGAACAUGCUUGUUGUCUCUAUUGAGCGUUGGAUUGCCAUUUUCCAGCCCCUGCGUUACACUAGAUACGUUACACCCCUUCUUGUUUGGGGCAUGAUCACAGCUGCCUGGCUCCUGUCACUAACUAUCGCGACUUCGCAGUCCUGGAUUCGCCGCCCAGUAAACAGUCGUUUUUGCGUAUAUUCCUGGCGUAGACUGGCUAGUUUUCCAUUUGUCUUCUCCAGCAUGUUUUUCUUGUUUUCGUUCUUAACGGGAUUCAUGCAGAUCAGGAUAUAUUUAAUUGUACGAUCGCAUCGCAAACGCAUUGCGCCGCGCUUGUCAAGUGAUAUCUACCAAGACGCAGAAAUAACGGUAGGACAAAGUUCCUCACCAGUGCAGGCUUCUUGCUACGUUGCAAAAGCUGUAGUCCAGGAAAAUCCGACCACUCGAGAAAUCAACGCUUUAGAAAUUUCGUUAACACAGGAAUCUCGCCAUGCUGGACGACGACGAUCCAGAGUUACGCACGUGCUUUUCGCGAAGGAACGUACGCUAGAAGGGGACACACCAACAAGGUCCUGGAGAUCCGAAAGCGGAGAUAUAGCCGUAAGCGGGGGUACAGAAACUCCUACACUCGUUACCAUAAACCUCGAAGAAAUUCCCAGGGGACAGAAAAUCGUCAAGACUUUGGAUGAAACGUCGCACGAACCCAUCUGUAUUGUUUCUCACGGCUCAGAUACACCCGGCUUCCGUAGGCUGGCACAAACGCGAGCCAGUCUAUUGCAAUUGAAGCUAGAGAAAAAAACGAUGAAAUUGGUUAGUUUGCUUUACUUAUUGUUCAUUGUAAUGUGGAGCCCUUACAUCAUAACGAUGCUGGUGCAAGUCACGCGUCCGUGUGACAGCCGCUGUCUUAUAGCAGUAGUAAUAACAAAAACGAUAAUGUUUUUUAAUUCUUUAGUUAACCCAUUUGUUUUUACAAUUAGAAUGAAAGAAUUCAGAGUAGCAUUUAAAGGUAUGAUAUGCAGGGACAGGCCUAAGAACGUCAGGAACAGGCCACAAGUAGCGAAUCUUUAUCAGUAAAGUAGAAAUCUUAGUAUUUAGCAUAAUAGUUUUCGAUUAAUUAGUUCAAGAAGAAGUUUCCAAAAACAACUGUUUGUAACGGAUAACUGACAACAGUGCAGGAGACUUUUGUGAACAUCGUUACUUCAUAGGGCCCACGCCACCGAGGGGACCUGGGGGCAAUGCCCCCAACUCUUUUUCGAAAUAAGUAAUUUCAAAACUGCAAUAAAAGGUAAAAGAGACCUUGCCCCCAACUGUCGUUAGCUUUGCCUCCCCCACCCACUAUCAAACUUUUGGCGUGGACCCUGUUCCAGUUAUGGUUCGCAUCAAUAUUGCCAUUCGUUUUUUGGAUGAUAAAAAGUAGCAUAAAUCCUAAGUUCUUGCAAUUUGCAUGGCAAGUUUGGUUUGCUCUUUGCUGAUUUCAUGUGGUGCCACGAGAGACGCGAUCCCUACACAUUUCGAGUUGCAAACUAACUGCACUUUCCAUUAUGUGAAGGAAAAUUCAAUCUCUUAAAAUAUCUCUAUUAAUCUCAAAACGACCUCUCAUUUUUCAUAGUAUGUUCAUGCUGAUUGAUAUACUAUCGAUUCCAGUUUGGUUGGGUACUAGCCUCCAUUAUAUUUAGAACUAUAACUAAUUACUGCGAUAUAGGUUAAACGCCUGUCACAGAUCUGAGAGAGUUUUUGCAGUUUUUUUAACUGCUUUAAGACAGUUUUAAUCGAUGUUGUUUUAACAGCAUAGUUUAGAAAAGGAUGUACCGGAUUAAUAACAAUAAUAUCUUCCAGCUAGUGGUAGUAUGAUGGUGUUAUAAAAUAAAUUUUCAGAUCUUUUAAGUUUAGUAUUGUAUCUGACAUAACAUUUUUGAAAGACCCUUGCGUGAAAAACAGCUUUAUUUAUCAAUAAUUGUAUGAGAUGCAGUCCCAAGCACACAGACUAUAUAUCAAAUCAUCGUAAAUAAGUCAUGGUUCUGACAUUUGUGAUCAAGCCAAAAGAAACAAGUAUAUUAUUCAACUGGUCAUAUAAGUCAUAUUUGCAAAAGAUGAAGCUUAUUUUGCACUGAUAGCAGUAUUCUGCGAUAUGGGUUCCGAUUUAUAGGGCCAAAGUCAAAGGUGCGAAAAUGGAAUUUUGUGAUGUUAUCAAAUACACUCAUUUUUGUUAUAAAAAAAUGGCUGUAAGAAACGAGUAGUGGACAGUCAGAAAAAUUAAAGAAACUUCAGUACUCGAAGCGAAAAAAUUAAUAAACUAUUAAAUCGUGAUAAAACCGAAAUUUUGUAAAAUCCAAGAACGAGAUUGCCCUGUUGGCCUAGAAUUUAAGACACAACGGAUAAAAAUAUACUUCCCACAUCUAAAUACAGAUCGAAACGGAAGCGAAUCUCUUGACGUGAUAAAAAAGGUCACGAACAUUUCAUAACAUCAUUCAUGACAUCAUAAUUAAGAAACUCGUAAGAAACAAAGAGUAUUGAAAUUUCCAGAACAUUAGGAAACUGGAGUACUCAAUAUCGACCUUUGUUUCUUAUAAAAAAAUGAGUGUAGCUACUCUGAAGGUUCGGGUAUCGAGCACAACGGCAUUGGUUAGAAAUUAGUUAUGGGUUGAUCGCAAGAUAAAGGGAAUUCUUUUUCCUAUGAGCAAGUCCUUUCUCCUAUGUUUUCUUAUGAAAAAUGCGGCGUCAUCGCUGAUUGUAAAUCGUGUUGCUUAUCUUAGCUUGUUGCAAAGAAUUCGCAAAACUAGGAGGUCACUGUUUUUAAAUAUAGCACUCGUGACGCCAUUGAAAGCGAUCAACGUAAACAACACUAUGCGAAAUAGCAAAUGGUAUUGUAAAAUUGCAAAAAGAAUUUACAAAUUCCUAUUCAAGUUAAUCUUACGUCUCUUUUAUUGUAAAUAGUCUUUCAUGUUGAAUCGGGAGUUGUAUGUAAAGAGGCAACUAUUAAUUAUUUGUAAAUAUACUGGAUAACUAUGGAGUUGGUGAUGAUGUAAAUUAUAAUGAAUACAGGGGGUCAUGCAAUAUGUCCACUUUACCAAAUCCUUACUUCUUAAAAUCUUCUUACCUGGGAAACUACUUUACUUUUGAUUCCAGACAAAGCCAUACCUCAUCGAAAUACACUCUUUUCUUUUUAUAAGAACAAUUUGUUAGAACACGAGCCUCAAAAUUGGUCAAGAGACAAGAGCAAUAUAAGGCUAAGUUGAGGCCAAGCUUCUUUAAAAUGCAAUUUUGAACAACGUUUUAUCUCGAAAACGUGGAUUUUAGCCAUGUGUGGGCUUAGUUUUUCGGUGAAUAUUCAAGUUUGUCAGCUAAGGCUGUCUCACGAACUUUGUUAGUAAAUGAGGCCUGAACACCUCCCUAGAGCAAAAAAGCUAGCAAUUACACUGCUUACACUCUAUUAAUCUAAGAACAAAUUGAGAACAAUCCGGCCUCAGAUUUUCGAAAAAAUUAAGAACAGUCAGCCUGAACCAAAAUUUACCAGUUCUUGUAAAAAAAUGGUAUACCAAUUUGGCUGUACAGUUUGGCUGCGAUCGAUGCCAGACACAAUAUCAGCACCGAAAAGCCACUGAACGUCUGUCUAUUCGAAUGCUUGGGCAAAUUUUUCAAAGGACGCUUGAAAUACCCAGAGAAAACGGAAAGAAUAAUUUAGUUGAGAAAAAUCGAACGAUUCAUUUAAAAUCAUACCAUAUCGUAAACGUCACUUUGAACCACGUCGGAAAUGAUUCUAACAAAAGACACACUGGGUGGCCUAAUUCAAUGGCAUUCUCCUUGGCAGUAAUCUCCUUUACGGGAUAUCUUCUUUAAAACGACUGUACAAUGAAAUUCAAGGCUAAAUAUUAAAAAUUCGUUUUCCAAUCUAUCUAUAAAACAGGGAACCCCGGUCAAGGAAUCGAGGAACGGAGAAUCUCCAAGAGGGGGAAUAUAUAAAAGGGGAAUACCACAGUAAAACCCGCGUUUAAGAACCUACUUUUUCAGAGUUUUGCAAAAUAUGUUCUUGUAUUUGAUGACAGUUCAGGCUAAACAGGUUCUUAAUUAGGUUCUUAAUUUCUACAGUGUAAAUAUUGUUAUUUUAUUAUCAGGAAAUAGCAUUAAAUCUUGUCUGUUCUUCAUUCUAAAUAUUAUUAGCGUACAAAUGUUGCCAAAAGUCCACCAUACAUUCUAUAAACAGUAGCAAUAACUUUUUACAAUAACAGUUCAAAUUUAACUUACAUUUUGCAUUUUGAGUUUUAUUUUAAUAAUUCAAUUUUCUGUCACCCUUUUGGUUUUUGGUAAAAAGUGUAUAAAUUAAAUGGUCUAACUCCACAUAUAAGAACCUGUUAGGAGUUGUUUUGGCUAAACAGGUUCUUACAUUUUGGAGUAUUAAAAAGCAAAUUUUCAUAGUUGGAAUCUCUAAAA